Molecule: messenger RNA, 1991 nt
Organism: Drosophila navojoa
Lineage: Eukaryota; Metazoa; Arthropoda; Insecta; Diptera; Drosophilidae
Gene: SerT
Product: Serotonin transporter
Biological process (GO): sodium ion transmembrane transport; serotonin uptake; amino acid transport
Cellular component (GO): plasma membrane; synapse; neuron projection
Molecular function (GO): serotonin binding; serotonin:sodium:chloride symporter activity
Source: RefSeq, a predicted model, not a curated record
CAGUGCCACGCCCAUAGGCAAAGGAUGUGCCGGCCAGCAUGUAAACACUGAAAGGCAAGUGCAAUAAUCGGAGUCCAGCAGACAAUACACGGAGUGCAAAUAGAGCUGGUGUUGGACAGAGAAAGAAACAGAGGUAGAGAGAAAGAAAAAAAGGGAGGUAGGGAGAGAAGGAGCGAGAAAGAGUGAGUAUACUGAGAGCCUUGGCUCUGGCACAGCCGCAAACGCAACCUGUGGCAGUGCAGGGCAGAGUCCGGCUGGCCAAGCUAGUACCGCGAUCGCCGUAUUCGGCCACAAUGCCCGUACAGGCUCAGCCAGAUGUUCGCAGCAGCGGAAGCAUGGAUCGCACCAGAGACGACAACAGCAUGGAGUUCGGGCACAAUGCAGCCGCGGCGAGCGCUGCAACGGCCAAGCCGUGGGGCAACAAGGAGUCGCCCAAUAACGAGGACGACUCCAACGGCGAUGAUGACGUUGACACCACGACGCCUGCUAAGGUCACCGAUCCUCUGGCCCCACGACUAGGCAGCCAUGAGCGCGUGUUGGUCGUGUCCGUGACGGAGCGACAUCGUGAAACUUGGGGCCAGAAGGCCGAGUUCCUUUUGGCCGUUAUCGGGUUCGCCGUAGACUUGGGCAACGUCUGGCGCUUUCCCUACAUUUGCUAUCAGAAUGGUGGCGGUGCCUUCCUGGUGCCUUAUUGCAUCUUCCUCAUCUUUGGCGGUCUGCCGUUGUUCUACAUGGAGCUGGCCUUGGGUCAAUUCCAUCGCUGCGGUUGCAUCAGCAUCUGGAAGCGCAUUUGCCCAGCAUUGAAGGGCGUUGGCUAUGCCAUUUGCCUGAUCGACAUUUAUAUGGGCAUGUACUACAACACGAUAAUUGGCUGGGCGGUGUACUACUUGUUCGCCUCGUUCACCUCCAAGUUACCCUGGACGUCGUGCGACAACGCAUGGAACACCCAGAACUGCAUGCCCGUGACAAGCGAGAACUUCACGGAGUUAGCCACAUCACCGGCUAAGGAGUUUUUCGAGCGUCGAGUUCUGGAGAGUUACAAGAGCAACGGGCUGGACUUCAUGGGGCCUGUUAAACCCACCUUGGCGCUUUGUGUGUUUGGAGUCUUCGUGCUCGUCUACUUCUCGCUCUGGAAAGGCGUACGCAGUGCCGGAAAGGUCGUCUGGGUCACGGCCCUGGCGCCCUACGUAGUACUCAUUAUCUUGUUGGUGCGCGGCGUAUCUCUGCCUGGCGCCGAUGAGGGCAUCAAGUAUUACCUGACUCCCGAGUGGCACAAGCUGAAGAACUCCAAGGUUUGGAUUGAUGCAGCCUCGCAAAUCUUCUUCUCCCUGGGUCCAGGUUUCGGCACUCUGCUCGCCCUCUCCAGCUACAAUAAGUUCAAUAACAACUGCUAUCGGGAUGCGCUCAUAACCAGCAGCAUCAAUUGCCUGACCAGCUUUCUGGCCGGAUUCGUUAUCUUUUCGGUGUUGGGCUAUAUGGCCAACGUGCAGAAGACAUCGAUUGACAAGGUGGGCUUGGAGGGACCCGGCCUGGUUUUCAUUGUGUAUCCUGAGGCUAUCGCCACCAUGAGCGGCUCGGUCUUUUGGAGUAUUAUAUUCUUCUUAAUGCUCAUCACGCUGGGUCUGGACAGCACAUUUGGCGGCCUGGAGGCGAUGAUAACGGCCCUCUGCGACGAGUAUCCACGUGCGAUCGGGCGAAGGCGAGAGCUGUUCGUGCUGCUCUUGCUCGCCUUCAUCUUCCUGUGCGCACUGCCCACAAUGACCUAUGGUGGCGUGGUCUUGGUCAACUUUUUGAAUGUAUACGGACCCGGCUUGGCCAUACUCUUCGUGGUGUUCGUCGAAGCAGCUGGCGUUUUCUGGUUCUAUGGCGUUGAUCGCUUCAGCGCGGAUGUGGAGCAGAUGCUGGGCGCCAAGCCAGGGAUUUUCUGGCGCAUCUGUUGGACGUACAUAAGCCCCGUGUUUCUGUUGGUAAGUGGACAGAGAGAGAGAGAG